UUUUCUUUCGUUUCCGGCGAGGUAUGUGCACAAAUUUUGUUUCUCCACGUUUUUCUUAAAAAUAAUUGCAAAUUUCUCAUUUUAGCGGUGAUUAAAAUAUCCAUCGAGCAACAGAAUGGGUCGCGUACGAACCAAGACGGUGAAGAAGGCCGCUAAGGUCAUCAUCGAGAAGUACUACACUCGCCUGACGUUGGACUUCCACACCAACAAGCGCAUCUGCGAGGAGGUGGCCAUCAUCCCCACCAAGCCCCUGCGCAACAAGAUUGCCGGCUAUGUCACCCAUUUGAUGGGCCGUCUGCGCCACUCCCAGGUGCGUGGUAUCUCCAUCAAGUUGCAGGAGGAGGAGCGUGAGCGUCGCGACAACUACGUCCCGGCCGUCUCCGCUCUGGAGCAGGACAUCAUCGAGGUCGACGCCGACACCAAGGAGAUGUUGAAGCUUCUGGACUUCCACAACAUCCGUGGCCUGCAGCUCACCCAGCCCAACACCAACAACUAUGGUCGUCGCAACUAAGAUUUAUAUAGCGCGUAGAUGAUGAUGUUCUGAUUUGCAUGGGAUCACAAUAAACACUUGUGUGAAGUGCAUUUACAGUGUA
Drosophila teissieri is the source of this 593-nucleotide messenger RNA. RefSeq names its product 40S ribosomal protein S17 (gene RpS17). The record is from RefSeq and is a predicted model, not a curated record. Gene Ontology annotation, biological process: translation. The coding region runs from base 116 to 511 and encodes 131 amino acids. Gene Ontology annotation, molecular function: structural constituent of ribosome. NCBI's taxonomy places the organism in Eukaryota, Metazoa, Arthropoda, Insecta, Diptera, Drosophilidae. The transcript is spliced from 3 exons. Gene Ontology annotation, cellular component: ribosome.